AUGAAGCGCCGCGGCGGCCGUGUCGUGAGCUCCAAGAGCACCGUGGUUGGCGCGUCAAGUGCUGCUGUCACUCCCGAAGCGCCAGGUCUUUCUGCUGCUGUCAAUGGCCAUGACGCAUCCGUCGCCGCCGCCGCUACUGCCGCUGCUGCUGCGUCGCUGUCACCAUCUGUGACGUCACCAGCAACACCAGUCGCGCGAGAUGAGCCGCGGAGUUCGGGUAAUCCUGUGGGUAGCGCGAGCGCCGCAGUGAUGGAUGUGCCGACGCCGACACUGACGAUACCGACGCUCGACAUCUUCGCGCGCUUUCAAAGCAAGCGGGGCGAUUUUGAUGAGGACUGGCUCCUGCUCCAGGAGGAUCCCUCCGCGAGGGAUGAGACGCCUCGGAUCGCCGCGCACGUCGCGGACAAGCUUCGUCGUCACCAGGCGCAGCUUGGCGCUCACCGUGCCGCCGCUGCAGCGGAUCGGAGUCGGCAGGACAAAGACCGAGUCGUGCCAGUGCGUGUUGCAGCGAAGACGGUGAGCUCCGUCAGCGGCGACAGCCUCGACACCGUUGCGACGGAGGGUCCACGGCAGGCACGCCGUCAGCGCCGUCCCGAAACCUAUGAUUCUGCCGAGGACAGCGGCAGCGACGGCGCAGGCGCUGACGCGGACAUCGGUACGGUUGCCGCUGACUACGACGGCGAUGAUAGCGACGAGUACGUGCCGGAGGAUCGCACGGCGUCGCAGUACAAGCGGCCAAAAAAUACAAAGAAGGCGGCCGCAAAAGAUGAGGGAUCCGCGGGCGUGGCUCUCAGUGGCGGCUCCCCGUCUGUGAGUACGCCUGUGGAGCGCACUGCUGCUGCUGCUGCUGAGGCAGCUUCCGUGAACCCACUCACACGCUUAUCGGAGGGCGGGGAGCAGCUGGAUGUGGAGGCCGAGCACGAAGGCCUCACUGGGGACUACCUGAACUUUCGACUCACUUCCGCGACAGGAAGUAGAGCGCUCGACGCCGAUGCACUGCAGGCGACCGUGCACCUGCAGCCGUCUGUCUCUCGCGGCGAGAAACGCAACGUGCACGACCGCAGAUCCUCUCGCAGCCAGGAGCAGCGGCGUCAGACACCACCAUCACCGCAGCAGAUGGAGCAAGAUUGUGUGCUGGUGGUGCCGCUGUGGAGCAUCACGCGGAUGGAGCAGCACGGCGGCUACUGUAGCGCCAGCCCCCUCAUCGCCCUCCACCAGGAGGUCACGGACCUCGUCGACUACCUUCGCCCGACAGAGGCGGAGGUGACAAUGCGGCGCUACAUCGAGAAGGAUAUUGGCCGGCUGGCCGAUCGGCUGUGGCCUGGCAGCUCGGUACUCGUCUACGGCAGUAUGUACACCCACCUGCUGCUGCCGCUGUCGGACCUUGACAUCACGCUGUUGGAUGUGCCCGUGUCGGCGGAGGAGGCGCUCACCAGCUUGGCAAAGGAGAUCAGCAGCGCGGGCAUGUGCGAGAACGUCUAUCCACAGGUGAUUCUCAAGACGAAGGUGCCGCUCAUCAAGUUUGUCCACAAGGGCUCGCUCAUCGACGUCGACAUUAGUGUUGGCGCUGUGGACGGCAAGCGCAACUCGGAGUGCAUUGUGCAGUACAUGAACAUGUACCCAGAGGCACUGCCGCUUACCUUGGUCGUGAAGUACUUUGUCAUGCAGCGCGGCAUGCAUGAACCGUACUACGGAGGCCUUGGCAGCUACGCCGCCACGCUGCUCGUCGUCGCCUUCCUGCGGCAGCACCCCAUCUAUACAACGCAGCCGGAGAAACGGACCAUGACGGGGCUUGGCAGGCUACUGGUCGAUUUCUUUCGCAUGUGCGGUCAGCAUUGGAACUACCGAAGAGUAGCCGUGUGCCUGACGAACUACGCUGUGCCGAGCAACGCCGAUGACGCGAUGGCUGUGGACGUUCACGACGAAGGCGAUUUCCGCAUCCGUGCCGACUGUGGCGGUCGAAUGCAGUCACCGGUGCUGGCCAGCCCCCCGCGGGGCCCGAUGGGCCCCGCGCAGGUGUGGAUAGAGGACCCGGUGGACGCCUCUAACAACGCCGCCAGCUCACUGCGGUUUUUUCAUUCUCUUUCCGCCAUGUUCUCCUACGCCUAUCUUGCCCUGACGGCCGACUUCGACCGAGCCGCGGCGGACGCGGGGCGGCCGUCCUCGCCUGCGCCGUCCUCGCCUGCGCCGUCCUCGUCGCCGUCCUCGAACGACAUCAGUCGCCGUCCGACGCUGCUCUCGCGCAUUUUCCAUGCCGAUGCGGAGAUGGUGUACCGUCGGCGGGCCGUGGCCGCGGCGUACAAGCGACUGAGCGCCGAGGUGCCGGCGUACAUGAAGGAGGUUCAAGACUUCCGGCGCGAUGAGGACGUGGCGAUGCUGCAGGGCAACGGCGACGGUGUGGCGCACAGCUGGCGCGCGCGACGGCUGCGGCGGCGCGAGGGGGAUCCCGUUCCGUUUCCACAGCAGCGGCGCGUCACGUCACUGGAGGAGCGCUUGGUGCUUUCCCAGCUGCGAGAGUCGUCCUCGCCACCUCCGCCGGCGUCGGAGGUUGGCACGAAGAGGCGCCAGCGCGAGGCCGAGGAUGAGAUGAGUCGGAGAAAGGUGCAGAGAAACCGCCGUCAGGAUACCGUGUUGCCCUCUCGCAGCAGCUCGCCGUCGUCGUCGUGCACCACCGGCUCAGAGAGCCACGCCAGCUCGGUGCGCGUGGAUGUGUCGAGAAGGACAGAGCGGAGUCGCAAGCUGCGACAGUAG
Messenger RNA from Leishmania major strain Friedlin, 2751 nucleotides. Its product is annotated as topoisomerase-related function protein-like protein. The transcript has a single exon. Gene Ontology annotation, molecular function: mRNA binding; poly(A) RNA polymerase activity. The coding region runs from base 1 to 2751 and encodes 916 amino acids. Gene Ontology annotation, biological process: RNA 3'-end processing. The record is from RefSeq and is a predicted model, not a curated record. Lineage: Eukaryota; Euglenozoa; Kinetoplastea; Trypanosomatida; Trypanosomatidae. Gene Ontology annotation, cellular component: TRAMP complex; nucleolus.